CACCACCACCACCAGAAGAAGAGACAGAAGAAGAGAUGAAGUGUUUUCUACGAACAGAGUUGGAUAAGAAACCCAUCGUGUUUGAAAGAUAAAUAAAACACCUGCACUUAUGUACCGCAGCAUUCUGCUGUUAGCUAGCUCACUGGAUAGGUCCGAACAAAGCUAGCUAGCUAACAUCCUGUCACUUAGCUUUACCCUUUGUUUUGAUCAGCGACCGAGGAGCGACUAGUUCAAUUAAGAAGAAGUAAGAAGGUCCACUGUCUGUCAUGGCUUCAGAGGUCAGUAUGCAGGAGAUGAGUGAGGUGGUGAUUGUCACCAUACCAGAAAGUGUGGCCGAGGACCUCCCCUCUAUGAUGGAGGAGGAUAAAGCAGUGCUGGUGACCACACAGCUGAGCCCUCAGCCAGGGGAGGAGGUCCUCACAGUAGCGCCAGAGGAGGCAGAAGCUGAGGCCAGUACAUCAGAUGCACUAUCAAAGGAGGAGGCAGUCAUUGUGAAGUUAACUGAAGAGGUGGAUGUGGAGGCUGAUAUCUUCUACCCAAUCACCUGCGGAGACGCCAAAGCCACGCUGGUUUGGAAGAAGUUUGUCUGCCCAGGGAUCAAUGUGAAAUGUGUCCAGUUCAACGAGCAGCUCAUCAGCCCAAAGGAGUUUGUGUGCUUAGCAGGGAAAUCCACCCUGAAGGAUUGGAAGAGAGCCAUCCGCCUCAACGGCACCAUGCUCAGGAAGAUCAUGGACUCAGGUGAACUGGACUUCUACCAGCAUACAAAGGUCUGUUCCAACACCUGCCGCAGCACUAAGAUAGACCUGGUGGGAACCAAAGUGUCCCUCAGCAGCGAUCAAUCAGCUGACCUGGUGUCUGCCACCCCCUCCUCAGCUGACUUGAAUGGAACACUAGCCUCGUUUCCUGAGGCGACAGAGGAAACGUCAGAGUGGGUCACAGCCAUUGGAGAGGACUCUGUGGUGUUCUGGCGUGCUGUGAAGGAGGCAGGACUGCUGGAGGAGGUGGUGGAGGACUUUCAGAAGGAGCUGCAGGAGGUGCUGAAGGGGCUUCAGGAGAGAGUGUGUGACCCACCACUACAAGUCAAAGAUGCAGUUUUGCUGAACAAUAUCGUGCAGAACUUUGGGAUGCUUGACCUGGUGAAGAAGGUUCUGGCCAGUCAUAAGAGCCAGAUGGACCGUUACAGAGAGCAAUACACUCGCAGCCUUGCUGCUCUGGAGCAGCAGUGUGAUGAGCACAGGAAGCGAGCCAAGGAGCUGAAGAGUAAAUCCCAGCACCUCAACAACGUCCUGAUGACCCUCACCCCAGUCCCUUUAACCCCCCCACCCAAGCGUCCCCGGCUGACCCGCACCGUCUCCGGCCCAGCCAAGGUCAGCACUACUCCUACCCAGAUCACUCUGCCUUUCAACCAGCUUGCCGGCCUGCCACUGGGAAAGGUUCUGACCAUGGCAGGAGCCCAAGCCGGCACCAACCUGGGUGGCUACACUCUGCUGACCUCAACGCUUUCUGGGUCAGAGCUGAUGAACGACUCCUCUAACUUGACUGUGCUGUCCACCACGGCGGGUCAGGAUGGCGCCGCCAGCGGCUCCGCGGCCUUCGUUAAGAUGGUUGGCCCUCAAUUUCAGCUGGUGACGCUGCCAGCCACACUGCAGAGCCUGAACCCCUCACAGAGCAUGGCCAUCCAACAGCAGGUCAGCAGCAUCAGUGUGUUGGACGCCACGGCAACCAUUGACGAUUCACAAGAGGAAGCCCAGGCUGAGGGGGAUGACGAAAGUCAGCCAGAGCAGGUUAAAGAAGAAAAUGUGGAGCAGGUGGUGGAACAGCAGUGAGACAAAGGACAGCUGUUCUCUCCCCCGUCUCCCCUUAUUUCAUAAUUUGGAUUGAAUGUGCAUUUCCUGUGAUGUUUGAGGACCCAGUUAAUCUUUUACAGAUCCUUGGGUGUUCAUUUGUCAUUUCACACAACUCAUAAGCCUUCCUUUUAAGAUGCCCUUCACAUUUCAAGAUACUCACAUUUCUGUUUGGCAUCUGGUAGUGAGGUGGGUGUAUGUUGAUUGUGAUUUUACUGUAAAUAAGUUUUUGUACCUAAUAUAUUUGAUACAGUUGUAUGAAUUUGUUUCAUGUAGACUGUAAAAGGAGCAUUCUUCAGUUUAAUAAAUGCUCAAUU
Molecule: messenger RNA, 2161 nt
Organism: Limanda limanda (common dab)
Lineage: Eukaryota; Metazoa; Chordata; Actinopteri; Pleuronectiformes; Pleuronectidae
Gene: gmeb2
Product: glucocorticoid modulatory element binding protein 2
Exons: 10
Coding region: 267-1826 (519 amino acids)
Biological process (GO): positive regulation of transcription by RNA polymerase II
Cellular component (GO): nucleus
Molecular function (GO): RNA polymerase II cis-regulatory region sequence-specific DNA binding; DNA-binding transcription activator activity, RNA polymerase II-specific
Source: RefSeq, a predicted model, not a curated record